CGGCAGGGGGGCGUGGCGGCACGGGCCUCCCGCGGCUGCCGGGGCGGUGACCGGCGCGGGCGGGUGGCGAGCAGGCCAUGCGGACGGCUGGCGACCCGGGAUCCCACGACCCUGCGCUCGUCCCUCGCGCCGCGGUAGCCCGGAGCCCGCGUGCCUAGCGGCGGCCUUUCUUCCCUGGAUCGCCGCCUGCCGCGCUCCGGCCGGCGCGGAUGCAGCUGCUCCGCCUGGGCUCGCGCUCGGGGCUGGAGGUGGAGCGGCGGGCGCCGGGCGGCAUGCGAUGGGGAACUGCUGCUGGACGCAGUGCUUCGGGCUGCUCCGCCGGGAAGCGGGUCGGCUGCAGCGAGCCGGCGGAGGAUCGAAGUAUUUUAGAACGUGCCCAAGAGGAGAACACUUGACCAUAGAGUUUGAGAAUCUAGUAGAGAGUGAUGAAGGGGAGAGCCCAGGAAGCAGCCAUAGGCCACUGACUGAGGAAGAAAUUGUUGACUUACAAGAAAGGCAUUAUGAUUCGAUUGCUGAAAAACAGAAAGAUGUGGAUAGGAAAAUCCAGAGGGAGUUAGCCUUACAAGAGGAGAAGUUAAGACUAGAAGAAGAAGCUUUAUACGCUGCCCAGCGUGAAGCAGCCAGGGCAGCAAGGCAGCGAAAGCUCCUGGAGCAAGAAAAGCAGAGAGUUCCACAGCGCUAUCAUCCCGGCAGUGGAGACUAUCAAAGUGCAGGACCAGAAGACGACUUUGAAUCUUGUUUGAGAAACAUAAAGUCACAGUACGAAGUUUUCCGAAGUAGUAGACUCUCUUCUGACGCCACAGUAUUGACUCCAAACACGGAAAGCAGCUGUGACUUAAUGACCAAAACCAAGUCAACUAGCGGCAACGACGACAGCACCUCCUUGGACCUGGAGUGGGAAGAUGAAGAAGGAAUGAAUAGGAUGCUGCCAGUGAGAGAGCGCUCCAGGACAGAAGAAGAUAUCCUUCGGGCGGCACUCAAGUACAGCACCAAGAAGGGCAGCAACCCCACGUCCGCCUCGGAGGACUCCAAUGGGCUGGAGUGGGAGAAUGACUUCGUCAGCGCCGAGAUGGAUGACAACGGCAAUUCCGAGUACUCUGGGUUCGUGAAUCCUGUCUUAGAACUGUCAGAUUCUGCCAUCAAGCAGUCUGACAUGGAUCAACAGAUCCGGAGUGGAGAGACAGCUGAACGCUUUGAUCAAGUGCGGUGUCAACAUCUGCCUUCUGUGUCCCAGGACUGACUCAGCGAUCUGACAUAUCAAACACUCAUGGCGUUCUUGUUCACCCUGGUCAAGUUCUGCAUCUUAAAUUGUACUGUUUUACUUUGCUUUACUAAGCCUAUUUUAUUAUAGAAAUGAAAAUCUGAAAGUACUUUGUGUUAAUUCUCAGCAGAUGUAAAGGCAGCCUGAGGAGGGAUGGUUGGUCCCUUUGCCAGCAGCGUUCCCUUUGAUGAUUUCCUUUAGUUUUGUUAGCAGUUAGCAGGUAACUGGAGAUGACCCCAAAGCGUGCUGACGUGUAGGUUUCUUUGCACACCUAUCACAUACACAUAUCCUAAUGCAAUGUUCACUCAAUCUGAAUAAAAGACAAUAGGGUUAAAGAAGCUUCCAGAGUUUGGGCACUUGGAGUUGGUAAUAAUUCAAAAGUAAUACUUAACGAUGUAAAUUUAAAUUUUUACUUCUUUUACAUGCCACUGUGUUGGCUUUAAAUUGAGAUCUUACAUUUUUACUUUCUCUUUUUAAAUUCUAUAUUUCCAGUGAAUGAUCUUUGAAAGAUUUUACACAGAACGUAGUUUGAAUGAUUUAAGAAAACAUUAAAAUACGGGUAUUUCAAAGUAAAUAAAAUCCUUUCUGAUAUGAAAGGUCCAUUGAUUGUAUUGCCCUUUACUUUGCCUUGUAGUACAAGGUGCUCUGUGGGAUGGAACUAAUGUGUCGGUGUAUUGACGACCUGUGUAAGGGACCAGGGCUGUGAAAUGCUCCCGAACUGCAGCCCUUGGUUCGGCUGAGGACUGAGUCACUUUGGCAAGCACACUGUAUUCCGUCUCCCUUGCUGUUCCUUCUCUUCGGCAGUGAUGGUGCAUGCUCUCAACAGAACAGGAAGGUCCAGGUAGAGGUAGUGAAGUUCUCGCUGUACGUGAAAAAUGAUGUGGGCCUUUCAAUGUUUGAACUGCUGUACAAUGACAGCUGUGGUUUUGUCGUUUUUAAUCUCAUAGAAAUAAAUAUACUUUGAUAUGUAAAUAUACAUUAGGUUAUGCUAUUAUUUAUAUCUGUCUUAAAAUUUAAAUUGUAGCUGUGCCAUGAAAAUAAUUUAAAAGUACUCUAUAUUCACAUUGCCUGUGUUAAUGCUUUUUAAGGUUUAUAUUACAUCAGAUGUAUAUUUUGGGUUUGGCAUAAGCUAUUGUAAUUUUUGGCUUUUUGUUCAUAAAUAAUUUUCUGAAGGAAUGGUAACUUCUCAAGGAUUGUGAAUAAACAUUUUUACAUUUAAUGAUA
Messenger RNA from Onychomys torridus (southern grasshopper mouse), 2485 nucleotides. It is a transcript of the gene Ap1ar, whose product is annotated as adaptor related protein complex 1 associated regulatory protein. The record is from RefSeq and is a predicted model, not a curated record. The transcript is spliced from 11 exons. Bases 278 to 1240 code for a protein of 320 amino acids. Gene Ontology annotation, molecular function: AP-1 adaptor complex binding. NCBI's taxonomy places the organism in Eukaryota, Metazoa, Chordata, Mammalia, Rodentia, Cricetidae. Gene Ontology annotation, biological process: negative regulation of cell motility; regulation of Arp2/3 complex-mediated actin nucleation; negative regulation of substrate adhesion-dependent cell spreading.